Messenger RNA from Bipolaris victoriae FI3, 201 nucleotides. RefSeq lists its product as hypothetical. NCBI's taxonomy places the organism in Eukaryota, Fungi, Ascomycota, Dothideomycetes, Pleosporales, Pleosporaceae. The record is from RefSeq and is a predicted model, not a curated record. Bases 1 to 201 code for a protein of 66 amino acids. The transcript has a single exon.
AUGUACCGCUACGUGCUGCGCAGCACUGUCUAUCUCGGCAGCUCAACAAAGUACAUAUCCAGGGCCUUGGGAGGACUACGACUACGUCACCUAUUUCCCCAAAUUAUUCCCGCACUACCAGCAUGCCACAAGAUUGUUUCCGCCAAUGGACAGAAUUACAGGCGACGAGAUAUGCUCAGGGAGACCAAGUCUUAUAUCUGA